GUCAUUUGCAGACGACAUUCUGAGUUCGAGGCGCCAUUUUUGUAAAAGGAGGAACAGAGGGAUUUUCCCUAAAAAAUGCAGAAAAGCUGACUUAGCUCAAACAAAGUCCCCCCAUCCCCACGGCAGUAAGAAAACGUGAGAGCAUUGGAGUCAGCUGGACCUUUCUGCAUCAGAAAAACAACAACGCUGUCUACCAGUGAUGCAAGGUAUACAGCAGGUGUGUUAUCAGCAAGAGCCAUUCUUCAAGCCUCUGUCAUCCCAGCAGCAAGAGCACCAGCAUAGUUUCUUUAAGAUUGGGAGUACAGACCAGCAAGAAGUAGAAAUGGAGACCCUUUCACACAGUGGGGAGCGCCUUACAAGCCUCCAUUCUCGGCUACAGAAGGAAGCAGAAAAGAUCAACAAAUGGAAACAUCAGACAGAGAUGCAAAUACUACAGAGGGAAAAGAAGAUUCAAGACACCCAGCAAACCAUUGAUUCACAGCGCAAGUCCAUCCUCGAGCUACAGCUUCAGAAUGAGAAUCUCAGCUCCAAACUGCAAGAGGAGAUAGAUGGGCGCGUGGAGAUCAUGAAGAAGAUCACUGCCACGCGAGACAUGUGCUAUCUUCUCAAGGAUCAUGCGGCAAAUGUUGAGGAGAGGAUGGGCAAGUGUGAAGCCAACCGAGAUGAGCUAGAAUCUCUGCAGCAAGACACAGUGCUCCAACUCCAGGAGCUGACAUCAAAAUUCAACAACCUUCGCAUCAAUCAUACUGAGGCGGAGAAAGUUCUAAGCAACAAGGUGAAGGAAAGUGAAAGUGAACUCAACCAGGUCAAGUCUGACUACCAGAAUGAAAAGGUCAACAUGGAGAAAAGACUUGAAGGUUUGAUGCAGCAAUGUUCAGAGAAAGAGAUGGAAAUCUCAAAGCUCACAGGUGCACUAGCAGAUAAGCAAGCUCAGCUUAGUGACCUGGAACGGCAGUGCAACAUGCUGGAGGAACAUGUUGCCAAGCUGGAAGGUGAAGUCAAAUCUCUUCAAGACCAGCUCCAAGAGGCAAGCAACAAGAUUUUCAGCAAGGACAAGGAGAUGGAAAAGAUCUCAGGUGCAUUGAGCAAUGCUGAGGCACAACUGCAGAAAGCUUCAACUGACUGUGAGCAACUUGAGACACAUAUUGGAAUGUUGAAGGAACAGCAUUCAAUUGAAGUGACCAAGAUCAAUCAUCAGCUGGAUACAGUAGAUGAAAUGUUAAAUGCAGAGAAAAUGAAGACAAAGGAUUUAUCCUCCAAGCAACUGAGUGCUGAGCAACAGAUCAGUGAGCUACAAGCAUCAAUAACUGAGCAACACAAACAGAGUGACAAACUGAGAGAGAAAAUGUCUAAAGUGGAAAUGGAAAAGGUAGCAGUUGAGGCUGAAGGGGUACUGUUGAGGGAAAACAUCAUGAAGCUUGAAACAGAGCAGCAGAAUCUAAAGGAGCAAGUGACACAACUACAUACCUCAGUGACGGCCCUGACAGAUGCAAAGACACAUACUGAGGAACAGUUGGCAAGUCUGAAGAAAGAGAAGGACUUAACAGCAAAUGAAGUGAAAGUCCUCACCGAUACAACUGCUACAAGGGAUAAGGAAAUCAAGAAAUUGCAAGAUGACUUGAAAAAGGCAGCUGAGCGUCAAAAAGAGGCAAAGAAGCAGGAGAAAGAACUGAAACAGCAACUGAAGACAAAAGAAGCAGAAGUAGACAAGAUCUCUGCAAAACUCAUGAAAAUCCAGGGUAACCUUGAGGAAACUCAGACUCUAAUGACUACCUUGCAGAGAGACAAUGAUGGAUUGAAAGAAAAAUUGGAUGAAGCAGAACAACAACAGUCCACACUUCAGGCAUCUCUCGACCAUGUCAAUCAAGAAAAGAUCUCCCUAAAGGACACAAUGCAACAGUUAGAAGAAUGCCUUAAGGCACAAGAUAAAGAGGCAGUUGGGAAGAUACACCAACAUCAGGAGAAUACCAAAGCCCUUCAGAAUGAGCUCGACUGCAACAAAAAGUCGAUGACUAAACUUGAAAACCGAGUGAAGUCACUAGAGAAACAGGUGACUGAAAAGUCUAACAAAAUAAAAGAUCUUCAGCAAGACAACAAAACCGUGAAGAAAGAGCUGGCCAUCCACCUCAAAUUGUCAACUGGAUUUGAAGAGAAGGCCAAGUCCCACGAGGAAGAGAUUGCACAGGUGAAAAAAGCAGCUGAAGACACAAAGAACGAAUUGUCCACCGCGAAAGGGGAAGUUCAACGCGCGAUGGCGGACAAAGAACAAGUCCAAGCACAUUGUGAUCAGCAGAUUAUGGAAAUGACGGCCACGCUGGAAAAGUACAAAGCCGAGAAUCAGAAAAUUGUCAACCAGAAAGACAAAGAGAUCGAGAGGAUGAAGAAAGAGCACCAGUCCUCAAAGAAACAGGAGGUACAGGUGUCUGAUAUAAGGUCGCAACUUCAAAGCGUGCAACAGCAGCUAGAAGACGUGAAGAAGGAGAAAGACGAAAUAGCGAAAGGACAGAAGGAGUACCAACAGCAGGUUGACACGCUGAAGAAAACCAUCGAAGAUAAAGAAACCCAACUGAAAGAACUUCGAGCAGAUCUCAAGAAAGCCAAAGUUGAUGCUCUGCCUCCUACUACGCCAAGGAAUUACUCAACACCUAAGAAUUACUCAACGCCGAAGAUCAACGCUCCUCCAUCCGCCUCUCUACAGCAGAGGCAUGCCGCACGCAGAAACACGUCACGCAAGGAAAAUGUGCCGAAAACAGAUCCUAUGGUUCCCCUGGCCGCAUCAACGCCGAUCCAGAACAAGACUCCACUACAACGGAUCAGCAAACGUCCCGAGAGCGAACCAAAGAAACGACGAGUCGCCUUCGACAUGACGGAGAAGACCAUGGAAAUAUCCAUGGAUGGCGGGGACUCGGAGGCCAACUCGUCCACGUCGGAACUCAUGGAGCUGGAUCCAGAAGACCUGCUGUCCGGAAAACCUCGUGGUGAUCAGCAGGUCCCCGGGCAAGCGUCACUCCAGGUUCACAAGUCUCCCUCCCACGGGAUUCUCAAGUCGCCGGCUUUCGUCCGCAAGUCGCCAGCUGCACGUCUUAACCAAGCUCGAGCGUCUCCUGUAACGAAGACGCCAACACCACGCGGAAGUAAAUCCUACAAAGUCCACAUCUCCGACUCCUGGGGUAAGAAAAACAAGAACAUCAAGCAAGGGCCGAGCAAGACGCCUAAGACAAAGGAGCAAGCAAAGAAAAGAAACAAGCCGUCCGGGAGAGGAGAGGACUUGUCGUGGUUCGAGUCUGAUACUGUUUUUGGCUUCUUUGAGUGAAUAUAUUUAAAAGAACCGUUAAGACGUUUCUACAUAUGAACUCGGUUAGAGUUUGUAGUUGCAGGUUCUCUUUCACUUUUAAUGAAAUAAGAGUUGCGUGUUCAUGUUUCACUAGUAACGAUGCUAAUUCAAAUAUUGCUGGACAGCGUGUAUGAUACGUGCCGUUAGGUCUGUUCCUAUCUUCGUACAUGUGUCCUUUCCAACAUUUAUAUGUUGAGCUUUCCUUCAUUCUAUUAGGUAUAUUGAAAAUUAUAACUUUGUAUAGGUAGAUCAUCGUUAUAAUUUUUCAUUCUUCUAAGUAUAUUUUAAGCAAUGCAGUUUUCUGGCAUGUUAGGACGACGAAGUUUUGCAUUUGAAUGUCAAACGUUACUGAAUGAAUUUGCUCAGUUAUUUUCUGUCCAGUUGAGUAUCAGAGUUGGAAAUGUUUUUCAAAGAGUUUAGAAACCUAUUCACCAUAAACUUAUAUAGACUAUUUAUUGAAUGAAGAAGUUGACUAUAUGACAACAAAUGUUAUCUAAUUUUAUUUAGUAGACAAAUGCGAUUGUUUAAGCCAUUCUAUUUUUAUCUAAAUACGAAUCAUUUAAACGUAUUCCUUACAUUUCUUCAAAUAUUUGCAGCACGUUUACUCUGUAUAUGUUGCACCUAUCUUGCAUGGCCAGAUGUUUAUUUCAAGGAUGCAAAUUGCAAACUGUUAGAAAUUCUGCUAAAUU
Molecule: messenger RNA, 4023 nt
Organism: Branchiostoma belcheri (Belcher's lancelet)
Lineage: Eukaryota; Metazoa; Chordata; Leptocardii; Amphioxiformes; Branchiostomatidae
Product: synaptonemal complex protein 1-like
Exons: 3
Coding region: 200-3313 (1037 amino acids)
Biological process (GO): synaptonemal complex assembly; meiotic DNA repair synthesis; chiasma assembly
Cellular component (GO): transverse filament; central element; synaptonemal complex
Molecular function (GO): double-stranded DNA binding
Source: RefSeq, a predicted model, not a curated record